AUGAGCGAGACGUCUAAGUCCAAGGGUGCCCUCGGCUUCAAAGGGGACUCUUUGCACAGCGCGAGUGAUAUUUAUUACUGCCGCAAGUAUGCGGCCAUUGUGGGCAUUUUCUUCGUGGACAUUCCCUUCGCGAUCUUCCGAGCGGUUUUGUGGCUACUGCUCGUGAAGCAUACGAUAUUCGGCCCUUUUCUGCUGAAGAACAUCUGUUUCAUCAUGAUCCAGGCUGCGCGCAUCCGCCACUGCUCGAUUGGUAUCCGCACUCUGGACUACUCGAAGGCGCUUAACGAAGCCAACGAGGAUGACAAGCAGCCUACUCUGGUAACCGAAACUGCUGCGGAUGAUGAUCGCCCAUCUGUCCUGGGAGACUUCGCCGAGGUCCACGAAGGCAGCCGAUCCGAACACAGGAAGUCGUUUGUGCGCUUCAAUACGACACCUGAGCUUUUACAAGAUAAUGUUACUAACGACCAGCCCGCACCUAGGCGUAACACGAGCGUUACAACGACCGAGCAUGGUGAGGAGGGAUUCACGAGGAUCACGAUUCCCGAGGGAUUCUCUGUAACAGUGGUGAACUUCAAGGCUCUGUUCCAGAAGAUCGUGCUGGCAAUAAGUGUGGGUAGCAAGUGUGAGAUGGCACAUCUGCUCGACUCUACUCUGCAGCUGUCACUGUGGCAGAACGCCAUGAUCGCGAUUCCGCAUAUCGUGUUAUGGGCUGUGGAGGUUACUAUUGUGAUCGCAUUUUAUAGGCUGGAUUUGCAGCGCAUGACCAAAUACCUCGACUUAUUCCAUUUCCGUGGCCUGGUGAGCGUGUCGUUCGCCGAGCUUCCGCUCUGUCUGCAGGUUACUCCAUGUCUCAUCAUUGCAGCCAGUCUGGUGAGCUUCAUCUGUUGGAUUAUGAUUGGCCCUCUCAUCGGAGCUCUGUUUGUCGCUUUCCAGGUCUUUGUCUCCUUGAUAUCGUUUUCUUUUGUGCUUUUGUCGCUGUCCGAGUUCAUCCCGGCGCUGCGCAUCCUGUCGUUCAUCUCGGAACAUACCAUGGGAACCCCCAGAGACUACCUCUUUUUCAUGUUCGGGAUGCGCCCAUUUUUGAACCUGUUGAGCGGCUUGUAUCCGUUCCUGUGUCUUACUCUGGGAAAGCACUACAUCUUUUACAUAAACCCUUCACUGGUGAGUACGGAAGGCGCCGACCUGCUAGGCGAUUCUGUGAAGCUCAUCAGCGGCACAUUCGCUGUUAAUAAGGAAGGUUUGGUACAAGAUGAGUCGUUCCCAAUAUCGCUGGCGUCUCUGCUCGUUUUGACGAAUGCGGUGAUCAUGUGCGCACCUCCAUCCGCGCACUCGCUGUUGAUCGGCCCAAACCUCAUUAAGGCCAUCAGGCUGGAUAGAGCUCUGGCGAACAGCCACAAGAACGCGUUCAUGCGAACGUGCAUGAUUCGGCUCUACUGCAUGUUGAUGGUGGUGGGCAACAACGGCCGCGCGUAUUCGUGCGCGAUUGUGUUCUACAUCGUGCACAUGCUGAUGAUACCGCUUUAUGCCCUGUUGUCUCGGGCGGUGCGGCGCGCCAACAUCGAAGCUGUGCACAAGCAAGCCAUUUGCGUGGACAUCCUGAAGGAGACCCGAAGCCAGCGUACCAGGUACAACAAGCUGCUGACGUAUGAGAAGGCGCAUGUGAACACCGCUCCUUUGAGAGAGAACCACUGGAUCUUCAAGAAAUACCGACGCAACAUGACAUUUCUCUAA
Babesia ovata is the source of this 1731-nucleotide messenger RNA. RefSeq lists its product as uncharacterized. Bases 1 to 1731 code for a protein of 576 amino acids. The record is from RefSeq and is a predicted model, not a curated record. The transcript is spliced from 4 exons. NCBI's taxonomy places the organism in Eukaryota, Apicomplexa, Aconoidasida, Piroplasmida, Babesiidae.